CACAUUUAAGUAUAGAUACUAUCGGUAUUUGUAUUAGCUGCAGAUGGCGAAAAUAUCGAAAAUAUUAUAACCUUGUAAUAUAUUAUGUUGAAUUUCUUAAUUAAUUAUGUAUAAAAGUAUAAAUAGAAUAAAAUAAAUAAAUAUUUUUCAACAUGAGUCAUAUUAUAGUAAUACGAAGCUAUAAACCUGGCGAUGAAAUUAAUUGUAAAGAAUUAGUGAAGGCAGGUGUGAUGUCUUCUUUAAAUUCAACAUUUUUUGGAAUUGUACUUAAAGAAUUGACUUUUCAAUUAAUGAUAUUGUUUGCUGCUAUAAUGUUUAUUUUCUUUGGAUUACCUUUAACAGUUUGCCUUUUAGUUAUUCCUCUUGUCAUUUUUUUUGUGUAUGUUGGAACUUACAUAGGUUUCACUGCGAAAGCUAUGGAAGUUAAUGAAGAAGUUUCUAAUAUACCAAGGAUUUACAUGUCUAAUGCCUUUUCAUGCUUUUGGAUUGCUGAAGCAUUUGAACCUUAUUUAAUGACUCAUUCUGCAAAGAAUGUACAUUAUACUAUAAUGACAGAACAACAGUUCCGUAAUUCAAAUAUUGAUAUUUCAUCUCAAGUUAAGAAGAUUGUAGGAACUGUUGCUUUAUGUAAAAGUCAUAGAUUAAAUAAAGGUGCAUGGAUCAAAAGAUUAUAUGUACAUCAACUAUAUAGAAGAAAAGGAAUAGCUUCGUGUCUUAUAAAUGUUGCAGUGCAGUUUGCUAUUGAUGAAGGGUAUAGUUGUGCUAAUAUUGUUGCUUCGGAAUACACAGAAGGAGGAAGAGAACUAUGUCUUAAAAAAGGUUUUGAAUUACAACAAAUGUAUCAUAAACCUAUUUUGGGUUCACUUAUAACUAUAUUGAUGUAUGAAUUGACAUAUCAAAUUAAACCUGGUGAAGAUGAUUAUGUGCCUACAGUUUACACUAGAUCAAUGCUUAAUAAGUAAGCGUUAAACUUAAUAUUUUUUUAAAUAAAGAACUAAAUUUUUAUAAAUUUCAUAA
Apis mellifera (honey bee) is the source of this 1017-nucleotide messenger RNA. RefSeq names its product N-acetyltransferase family 8 member 3. Lineage: Eukaryota; Metazoa; Arthropoda; Insecta; Hymenoptera; Apidae. The coding region runs from base 153 to 962 and encodes 269 amino acids. The record is from RefSeq and is a predicted model, not a curated record. Gene Ontology annotation, molecular function: N-acetyltransferase activity. The transcript has 2 exons.